Megachile rotundata (alfalfa leafcutting bee) is the source of this 2155-nucleotide messenger RNA. RefSeq names its product male-specific lethal 3 (gene msl-3). NCBI's taxonomy places the organism in Eukaryota, Metazoa, Arthropoda, Insecta, Hymenoptera, Megachilidae. Gene Ontology annotation, cellular component: NuA4 histone acetyltransferase complex; nucleus; MSL complex. The record is from RefSeq and is a predicted model, not a curated record. Gene Ontology annotation, biological process: regulation of DNA-templated transcription; chromatin organization.
AUUGAUAAUUAAACCUAUGAAAAACAACAGUAUGUAAACCUUAUUAAUAUUAAUCAUUAUAACAAAUUCAGUAUUCAAAUAUAAAAGCAAAUAAUUUGCAAUGCAUUCAUGGACCUAGGAAUAUAAGGUUUGAGUUUGAAGCACAGAAAAUGCACUACGGUUUGGGUUUUAGGGGAUUUGAUCCCAAGUUAGGCGAAAUUAGGUUAGUUUACACAAAGUAACGUUUUCAUGAACAGGAAUUCUGGAAACUUAUAUAAACUUGUAUCUACAUAUUAUUAACAACAAUUAUCCAGUGUCAUCAGUAAUGUUUUAAUAUUUAGUAGAAAGGGAUGGUUUCCACUCGAGGACCAAAAUUCAAAUUCUGUGAUGGUGAAAAAGUUUUAUGUUAUGAGCCAGAUCCUACUAAAGCAAAAGUAUUGUACGACUCAAAGUGCUUUGUAUGAAUUUCAGGUACUUGAUGUCAUAGUUAAUAAAGAUCAAAGAGGAAGAAAAGCCGUUGAAUAUUUGAUACACUUCCAGGGAUGGAAUUCAUCAUGGGAUCGUUGUGUAACAGAAGAAUAUGUACUAAAAGACACAGAAGAAAAUCGCCAACUCCAACGUGAUUUGGCACAAAAAGCACAGCUUCAGUUAGGAGCUUAUUUAUAUCGACGGGAGCGUAAGAAACGAAGCCAUAAAUUAUCUGAACGCUUACAUGAAGCAGAGCAUCAAGAACCACGACGGAGAGCGAGAAGUGGUGGUAGUCGAGCAACAUCUGCAACAACUGGAUCAUCAGAGGAUGGCAGUUCAGGGCAACAUGCUGAUUAUGAUACAGAAGGAGUAAAUACUGAAGAAGACACAGAAAGUAGUUCUGAUUAUGUUGGUGAAACAAGUGAUGAUGAAGAUAGUGGUGGUGGCAGUCAAUCUGGUGUAAGACCUGGAAUUGAUCUUGAUAUUGGUACUACUUUAAGAAGAAUUUUGGACCAAGAUUACGACCUAAUUACCAAUAAAAAUAAGCUAGCUGUUCUUCCUGCACAACCAACUGUUGCAAAUAUUUUAGAAUCGUGGGUACAACACUAUACUACAACACAAUUAACAAACAUUCCAGAGAAACCUCAACGUAAUAAAGCAAAUAAUACUAUAGAAAAAGCAAUUAAUGAAAUAAAUAUAUGCAGGGAAGUCGCAGAUGGGUUACGAAUAUACUUUGAUUUUACGUUACAUGAUCUCCUUUUAUAUAGGCAAGAAAAAGAACAAUAUUGUAAUUUAAAAUCUUCCUUCUUGUAUAAUGAAUAUCCAACACUUGUUAAAGAAGAACCAAUUGAACAUUCUGAAGUAUUAGUUAAAGAGGAAUAUGAAGAUACUGAAUAUGCUCAUUUACCACCAUUCCAAGAACAUGAACAAGAAACAGAUACAUCAAAAAUAUUAACAAAUUCUAAACGAAGAUUAAGAUCGUGUAGAGUGAGCUCCAUUGAUGAAAAUAGACCAUUGAAAUUCUAUGAAGAAAUUAAACAAGAUACAGGAAAUAUGUCGAGUAUUGCAAGUACAAGUUCUCGUUGUUCUAGCCCGCGUGGAGUAACAUUAAGAAUACCAGUUGUUACAUCCGCACAAAUCAAUGCCUUGCUUCAGCAAUCAAACAAAUGGAGAUUAAUGCCUGAACGUUCGAAAUCUGACAGUCCUCCAAAUCCUUCCACCUACUAUGGUGCUAUUCACCUGACCCGAUUAUUCGUUAAAUUACCAGAUUUACUCCAAUUAACAGAUAUACCACACAAAAAGUUAAAGGUUCUUUUAAAAUAUUUGGACAUGUUCCUCAGUUAUUUAGAAAUGCACAGAGAAUGGUUUGGAGAACAAUUCUAUAUGCAAGCAGAAAACCAAUUGAUUUCUCAAGAAAAUAACUCGUAACCUAAUAAGGUUAAACCUUGUCCUUUCUUUACUCAUCUUCAAGUACGAUUGUGCGUAAGUUAUGUAGAUAUUUGUGGGAGUUGUACAGGAAGAGCAUAUACUUGUCAAGUCAAUAUAAAUGAGUCUUUAUAUUGAUCAUCAAAAGUAUUAAUUGAUAUGCGUUCAAGAUACGUAGUCGUUAUGUAUAUUAAAAUUAUAACGAAGAUCGCAUAAUUAUUUUUGUGAAGUAAAAGACUGUAAACUAAACAUCAUGAUAAAAGCCCAAAUAAAAAUAUAAAAU